Molecule: messenger RNA, 603 nt
Organism: Nezara viridula (southern green stink bug)
Lineage: Eukaryota; Metazoa; Arthropoda; Insecta; Hemiptera; Pentatomidae
Source: the annotation of a GenBank genome assembly
AUGGUACCUAGCUUAGACUUUAUACCAACAGUGGACAAGUGCUUCUGCCUCUUGGAGCUACCUAUAGGUUCCCUCAUCAUCGGCAUCGUGGAAAUCAUCCUGAUCGGGCUCUGCUGCGGCUACAUGAUUUUCGGCACAGACGACGGCGAAACCGCUUUGGGCGAAUGGUCGUAUUACUUAACGAUAAUCUUCUACGUGAUCUUCAUCAUAUCUGAUAUUUUCAUCAUUAUCACCUCCAUCAUCCCGAAGCAGAAAAACGUCCUCUCCUCCGCCGUCCUCAUCCAGCUGACACUGAUAUUCUUCCUAUUAGCCAAUAGCAUCAUAGAGUUCGUUGUUGGGAUCAUCCACGAUACGAAUCAGAAGGCUGUCAUAUCCUUCGUAGAGGAGGUCCUUCUGCUUCGGCACGAUGAAGACGAUGAUGACGAAAAUGGCCGAUAUGACGAAAAACAAAUAGAGCAGGAUCCAUGUGUAAUAGGCCCAUUCGCCCAAACAGUAGGUAUGGUAUCCACCCCAUCUGUUCCCGCAGCUGUAGCCGUAAUUGUGGUAGCCGAUGAAGAACCCAGGCAGAAGAAGUUCGGCGAUGCCGAUGAUGAGGGAACCUAA